CGUCGCUCUUUUACAAAACUACUACAAUGCGUUGGCUCUCUACGGCCCUUGUCAUCCUCGCGACGAGCUUGGCAACGGUGUACGCCGCUAGCGGACCCACUCAAUGUCUUGCUUUUGACAUCAACUGGAACUUGCUGUUUACCAACGCCAUCUACGUCAUCAACGGUGACUCAAAAAACCCAACCACCGUCUACAUCUACGACGCAACCGCCAAAUCAUGGUCCGCCCAAACGACCACCACCACGCCCGCCACUUCCGGUGGUCCCCAAUUCGACCCAACUAACUUUGGUGGGAUCCUCGAUCAUGAUACCAACGUCUUUUACGCCUACUCAGGCUCCAAUGAAGAACUCUUCUCACUCGACAUGGGCCUCCUCAAAUCCGCCAAUUCAACCGCUAUCCCAUGGGUGGACGUCCAAAAACCGAAUUUUGCGACGGGCCAAUCGACGGCAUCGUAUCAGCCCGUCAUGGCGCUUGCUCAGAACCAUAUCCACUUUUUGGGUCUUCCAGGACUGCCGGCUGGGGAUGCGAUGAUUUUUGUUAUUCAUUUCUCGUUCUUGCAACCUACCCCGCAGUCGUAUGGGACCUUCCCGGCUACGCAUGGGCGUGCUGCGAGUUUCUUCCAGCAGACUGGGGUACAAACAUAGUUUGCGUUCAUACCAGAGGACGGUUCGGCAACGUAUGCCGUCAACGUCGUCGCCCGACGACGAAAGACUCUUCAGCAACAUACGCAACCUCCACAUCAGCCCUUGUCCAACUCUCUACGAGCGCGGGUGUGAGUUGGAUGGGGUAUGAUUCGUCUUCGGGGACUGGAACGGCGUGGUCGGCUGUUAACGCUCUUCCUUCUGUUAAUUUGACGUCUGUCACCUCUGGGAGCGGGGCGAGUUCGACGAGUAGUGGCGCUGUUAAGCCUAGUGGGAGUGCUGGGACUGGAAGUGGAAGUGGGGGGAGUACGAGUAAGUCUGGUGCGGUGAGUGUUCGGGUUGGUGCGUGGUGGGGUUUGGUGGUGGGUGUGAUUGGGGUGGGGCUUGGGUUGGUGGUGUGAGAUGUUGGUUGGCGGUGGGCGGUGAAUGGACUCGAUGCGAUAGAUGGACGAUUGAACACACUCUUUCUAGUUUCUUUGCUUUGCAUCAAUCAUAUCAUAUGG
Laccaria bicolor S238N-H82 is the source of this 1144-nucleotide messenger RNA. RefSeq lists its product as uncharacterized. The transcript has 6 exons. Lineage: Eukaryota; Fungi; Basidiomycota; Agaricomycetes; Agaricales; Hydnangiaceae. The record is from RefSeq and is a predicted model, not a curated record. Bases 27 to 644 code for a protein of 205 amino acids.